Syzygium oleosum is the source of this 714-nucleotide messenger RNA. RefSeq names its product photosystem II 10 kDa polypeptide, chloroplastic. Bases 90 to 506 code for a protein of 138 amino acids. The transcript has 5 exons. Lineage: Eukaryota; Viridiplantae; Streptophyta; Magnoliopsida; Myrtales; Myrtaceae. Gene Ontology annotation, cellular component: photosystem II; photosystem II oxygen evolving complex; thylakoid membrane. The record is from RefSeq and is a predicted model, not a curated record. Gene Ontology annotation, biological process: photosynthesis.
CGUGCGGGCAUAUCCUGGUGGAAGCUGAGCGGGGGAGGAGGAGGAGAAAAGAGAAAAAGCAGAGGAGAAGCAGAAGAAGAAGAAGAGCAAUGGCGGCUUCAGUGAUGGCGUCGGUGAGCCUGAAACCAGCUCCGUUCACGGCGGAGAGAUCGGGAGUGAGGGGGCUCCCUUCGCUCGCCAGGACCUCCUCUUCCUUCAGAGUGGAGGCCAAAGGUGGCAAGAUCAAGACCGACAAGCCUUAUGGAAUCAGUGGGGGAAUGAACCUGAGAGACGGUUUGGAUGCUUCUGGGAGGAAGCCUAAGGGAAAGGGUGUUUACCAAUUCGUCGACAAGUACGGCGCCAACGUCGACGGAUACAGUCCCAUCUACGAUACAAAGGAUUGGUCUCCAACUGGUGAUGUCUAUGUUGGUGGGGCUACUGGAUUGGCCAUAUGGGCUGUGACCCUGGCUGGGAUUCUUGCAGGAGGAGCACUUCUCGUGUACAACACCAGUGCCUUGGUUCAGUAGACCGAGACAUUUUAAGUUAAUUGUACUCUAGUAGCGAACUUCAAGUGCCCAUGUGCCCUCAACUGUAUUUGCCACGGACACCGCAGCUAUUUUAUCAGGAGCACUGUUGCGCUUCAGCAGCUGCAAUUAUACUGUUGUACUUGUAUGUAUGUACGCGCUGAACUGAUGCCUCGGGUGCCGUGCAAUGUUAUCAUGGUAUUGUGUAGUA